Messenger RNA from Aspergillus alliaceus, 987 nucleotides. RefSeq lists its product as uncharacterized. The transcript is spliced from 2 exons. The coding region runs from base 125 to 739 and encodes 204 amino acids. Lineage: Eukaryota; Fungi; Ascomycota; Eurotiomycetes; Eurotiales; Aspergillaceae. The record is from RefSeq and is a predicted model, not a curated record.
GCUUCGUGUUAGUUGAGGACAGAGUGGUCACUUGCUACAUAACCUUUAUAUUUCCCGCAAACAGAAAUUUCCAACGCAUGUUAGAUCAAAACCACAACCCUAUCUUCACGACCAAAAUAUUAUCAUGAGCGAUACACUGUUGUCUGUCCUGACCGGGGAGAGCUGGUCGUGGGACUCAGACGACGCCAACCAGAUUACAUUCAACAAGGACGGCACAGGCACUUUAAUAUGUCGCGCUGAACUGAACGUGUGGAUUGCAGCAGAGUUUGACUGGAAACCCCAGGACGCAGAGUGUCUCGAGCAGCGCAUCGACCUAGCCAGCAAUACUCCCAAGCACCCAUCUCUCCUCUCUCAGUGUACCAUUGAGAUAACGCUUACAAAGCGUCGGAUUCCAAGACUGGGAGACGUAGAUAUGCAGAAGCGUAUCAUAAAUGAGGAGCUGCUAACGGAUGCUGCUUUCCUACCGAAACAAUAUGCAAUCAAACUAGAGGUCGGUCAGUUUCUCUCGGCCUUUGACGCUAGAGAGCACGUCAAAUGUGCUCCGAGGUUUGCACGUCGCAUCACGUUUGACAAGUCACCAUAUCCUCCGCGGGAAGAGUGGAAGAACCCUGAUGGAGCUCCAGAUGCAUUGAAGUUCUGGGAAUGGAAGGAGUUCUCUUGUCACCGACUUCCUGAGAAAAUAGAAUCUAGUGGAGAAGGUAUAUUCUCUAAAAUCUUGGGAAGCUUGGGCGGUCGUUAAAGCACACAUUUUGGGGUUACAGUGAAGGUGAAUAAUACUGCUUUAGUCCGUUUGGAGGAUUCGGAGGUUUCAUGUUCUUGGCACCGCUAUAACUAUGUCACAUUAAUUUAAUUAGACCCUAUCUUUUGACCCAGGUAUGGAGGAAAGAGGUAAGAAGCUCUGCCACCAAUUCCACACCGCUAUUCGAGACCAGAAACGCAAACACUGGGUAGAGUUCCCGGACCAGACAGAAAAAAUCUGGACGGCGG